This is a messenger RNA of Syngnathus typhle (broad-nosed pipefish), 647 nucleotides long. RefSeq names its product deoxyuridine triphosphatase (gene dut). Gene Ontology annotation, molecular function: dUTP diphosphatase activity; magnesium ion binding. NCBI's taxonomy places the organism in Eukaryota, Metazoa, Chordata, Actinopteri, Syngnathiformes, Syngnathidae. The record is from RefSeq and is a predicted model, not a curated record. Bases 19 to 609 code for a protein of 196 amino acids. The transcript is spliced from 7 exons. Gene Ontology annotation, biological process: dUTP catabolic process; dUMP biosynthetic process.
CUACGUUUGUUUGCAGACAUGACAGUAAUGUCUAUGUGUUCUCACGCUGUCAGAAACCUGCUCUCUUUGAGGAGGCAAUUUCACUCUCGAAUGAUCAGUCAUAACAAAGAGGUUGCUGAUGCCACCCAACCUUCUCCAUCGAAAAAGUUCAAACGCAACCUUACCGAGGAAGGAUCCGUUCUUCGCUUCGCCAAACUUUCGGAACAUGCCACUACACCCACCAAAGGCUCCUCAAAAGCUGCUGGAUUCGACCUCUACAGUGCAUAUGAUUAUUCAAUCGGCUCAAUGGACAAGGUCAUCGUGAAAACUGACAUCCAGAUAGCAGUGCCACAUGGUUGUUAUGGCAGAGUGGCACCAAGAUCUGGUCUCGCAGCAAAGCACUUUAUUGACGUUGGAGCUGGAGUCGUUGAUGAGGACUACAGAGGCAAUGUGGGUGUUGUCCUAUUUAACUUCAGCAAACAGACAUUUGAAGUUAAAAAAGGUGAUCGGAUUGCACAACUGGUGUGUGAGCGCAUCGCCUACCCAGAAUUAGUUGAGGAGGAGAGACUAGAUGACACUGAGCGUGGGACAGGAGGCUUUGGGUCAACCGGACUCAACUGUACCCAUUAAUGUUUUACAUUUUGUUAUUAAAUAUUAUUUUUACACGA